AUCAUCUCCAGCAGAGAAACGGAAGAACCGACAAGUCACACACACAGUCACACAUACACACCCUCCCUAACCAAUCCAAUCUGACGGUCUGCAAAGUCCCGCCCUCUCCCAAAUGGGCCUCGGGCAGUGGUGUAUAAAUACACUAUUACUGAUUUACCCCGACACUACCUUACACCGACCCUCAACUCUCUCUCUGGACUAUAAUGCUGACAGCGUCCGCUCUACUGCUGCUUCUGCUCAGCCCAGGCAUCAAUGCCAAGCCCAACGGACACUGGGAGCUCCAGGGAUCCUCCCGUUGUGUGCCCAUCCCAACCAACAUGGCCCUGUGCCAGGGUCUGGGCUACAACAGCAUGCGGAUGCCCAACCUGCUGGGACACGAAUCUCCAGCUGAAGCGGUGCAGCAGAGCACCAGCUGGCUGCCGCUCCUGUCCCGAGAGUGCCACCCGCACGCCCGCAUCUUCCUGUGCUCGCUCUUCGCCCCCGUGUGCCUUGAGAGGAUCAUUUCACCAUGUAGGAGUUUGUGUGUGUCGGUACGGGACAGCUGCGCCCCCAUCAUGAACUGCUACGGUUACCCCUGGCCCAGAAUACUGCAAUGUGACCAGUUUCCCAAAGAUCACCUAAUGUGCAUUUCCUCAGUUGCGCAUAUGCAAAACGGCACCAGCAAUGAAGGCCGAGUGGUGCCGCGCGCGAGCUGCACAGACUGCGAGUUAGAGGAGGCCACGUCAUCCAAAGAACUGCUCGAUCUCUUCUGUAAAAGUGACUUUGUGGUUAAAGUGCGUCUGUCCAAACUGAACUCCAGUAGUUCUGUCCUGACCAUGUUCUCGCUGGGCUCUCGGCUGGAGGUCCUGAAGCAUGGGCCGCUGCUGGGAGGGGAAAUGAGGAGUCGUCUGACACUGUGGCUGGAGCGAGACGCCACCUGCGUGGGCAACCUGACCCGCAACCAUCCCGACGGGGGAACCUUCCUGUUGACGGGCACUGUGACGGGCAAGAGACUGCUAGUCACUAAAGCCUUCAGCUGGGGGAAACGCCCACGGCACCUCAACCAAGCGGCGCGCAAGUGGAAAAGCCAUCGGUGUAGAGGGUAGAGUUUCAGACGGCGGGACAAAGAGGGUGUUCAAAAAGGUAUCUCAGUGUGUUCAUAAUGUUGUAAAUAAUAGAAGAUCCUUGAACUAUAUUUUUAGAGAUAUUAAACCAUUUAAAAUGUGUUCAUGUGUCCAUUUUCUGUCACAAAUCUCAGCGCUACUUUUACAUCCAUAAUUGAUGAGUUGAACCCAAAAACGUCAAGAUUUUAAAACACGAAAAGCUGAAACUCACCAAACAGCAGUGGUUUCAAGCUGAGGGUGCGCAUGUUAUGGGUCCGGUCAGGAACGAGAGACACUCU
Molecule: messenger RNA, 1381 nt
Organism: Rhinichthys klamathensis goyatoka
Lineage: Eukaryota; Metazoa; Chordata; Actinopteri; Cypriniformes; Leuciscidae
Product: secreted frizzled-related protein 5
Exons: 4
Coding region: 204-1085 (293 amino acids)
Biological process (GO): non-canonical Wnt signaling pathway; negative regulation of canonical Wnt signaling pathway; canonical Wnt signaling pathway
Molecular function (GO): Wnt-protein binding
Source: RefSeq, a predicted model, not a curated record